AUGGCAAACAGAGAUAUUUGUCCAACCACACUAAUCGAGGUAAAGCCGGGAGACGAAACUGGCAUUUAUCACAUUAUCUUUUGCAAUUUGCCGUUCAAAGCAACAUGGCAAGAGUUGAAAGACUGGCUUUCAGAAUCCUGCGCUAUUGACUUUGUUGAGAUCUUUCCUGUAAGCUGUUCAGGAUGGGUCUGUAUCCACGGCAAAGAAAAAUUUGAAACAGUGUUGGCGUAUAUGAAAACCGAGUACUUUAAAGGUCGACACCUCAUCUUUGAUGAUAAAAAUAAAUCCGAGCCUAUUAGGAUUAGAGUCAGAGUAGCCGGCCCAAAACCAAAAUAUGCCGAGAAAUAUUCUUGCUUGAUGGAACGAAGCCAGGAACGAAGAGCAUCUUCGAGGAAUGAGGCGAUCUAUGCCGCAACCACUGCUGAAAUGACGGCAUUUACCGAUUUCAUGGCUGUUUUGCUUUGUAUAGCAACUCUAUACAAACCUCCGCCGGCGCUGUAUUAUCCACCGGCGCUCACAUUUCCUGGCAACGAAUGGGACAAUUAUCAUGGCAUGAGCCCCUGCGCUCCUUGUCCCAUCUCCGGUGACAUGAUUCCGACGCCGCCCGAUUCCCCAGAAGGUGGGCUGCAUGAAAGUGCCGCCGCCGGCGGAGACGAGGAUGACAAGGACGAUCAGUACUACCUGGGCGAGAUACAAGGUAAUGCGAGGGAGAGGCGUGCGCAGUCCGUGCCGCCUUCUUUCAGGUGGGCAGGAAAUGAGACGUCAGAGUAA
Molecule: messenger RNA, 771 nt
Organism: Trichoderma asperellum CBS 433.97
Lineage: Eukaryota; Fungi; Ascomycota; Sordariomycetes; Hypocreales; Hypocreaceae
Molecular function (GO): nucleic acid binding
Source: RefSeq, a predicted model, not a curated record